Messenger RNA from Gracilinanus agilis (Agile Gracile Mouse Opossum), 2662 nucleotides. RefSeq names its product DEAH-box helicase 32 (putative) (gene DHX32). Gene Ontology annotation, molecular function: RNA binding. The coding region runs from base 215 to 2461 and encodes 748 amino acids. The transcript is spliced from 11 exons. The record is from RefSeq and is a predicted model, not a curated record. Gene Ontology annotation, cellular component: intracellular anatomical structure; spliceosomal complex. NCBI's taxonomy places the organism in Eukaryota, Metazoa, Chordata, Mammalia, Didelphimorphia, Didelphidae.
CUGCCCAGUGUGUGCUAGAGGUCAGCCGGGGAGGGCCGGCGGCCCAUGAGCACAGCCCUCCGGCCCGGUGUGGCCUCGGCCCAUGAAGAGCUGCCCGCGGCUCUGAAGUGACGGCCCCAUGGCGGGGGCAGCGGCCCCCUGAGACGCCAUGCACCCCCAGCCCUGCCCAGCCUCCCGGGGCCGGCCGGGCCUGCGGGGCUGAGGCCGCCCCACCAUGCUUCAGGAGCGAGAGCUGCCCUGCGGGCCCGGCCUGCCCUGCGAGAAGCGCUACUUCCCGGACUCCCUGGACUCAAGCGAUGCUGACGAUGAGGGCGCCCUGGCCUGCGAGGACCUGGAGAUCAACCCCUUCGAUGGGCUGCCCUACUCGUCCCGCUACUACAAGCUCCUGAAGGAGAGGGAAGGCCUGGCCGUGUGGAAGGACAAGUAUCCCUUCAUGGAGAGCCUGAUCCAGAGCCAGGUGGUCAUCGUGGCCGGAGACGCCAAGUGCGGCAAGAGCUCGCAGGUGCCUCAGUGGUGUGCCGAAUACUGCCUGUCGGCGCACUACCAGCACGGGGGCGUGGUGUGCACCCAGGCGCACAAGCAGACCGCCGUCCAGCUGGCCCUGCGGGUGGCCGACGAGAUGGACGUCAUCAUCGGACACGAAGUCGGCUACGCCAUCCCUUUUGAGAACUGCUGCACCAACGAGACCAUCUUGAGGUACUGCACUGACGAGGUCCUGCAAAGAGAGAUGAUGUCGAUCCCUUUCCUGGGUUGCUACGGAGUCAUCAUUCUGGAUGACGUGCACGAGAGGAGCAUCUCGACGGACGUGUUGCUGGGACUGUUAAAGGACGUUUUGCUGGCGAGGCCUGAGCUGAAGCUCGUGAUCAUCACGUCGCCUCCGCUGGUCAGCAAGCUCAGCUCUUACUACGGGAACGUGCCUCUCCUAGAAGUGAGGAAUCCCCACCCCGUGGAGGUGGUGCACCUGCGGGGGGCUCCCGAGGACCCCCUCAUGGCUGUUCUGCAGCUCGUCUUUGAAAUCCAUCACACUGGAGAGAAGGGCGACAUCGUGGUCUUUUUGGCUUGUGAGCAAGAAAUUGAAAAAGUCUAUGAAAUUGUCUGUCAAGAAGGAUCUAAUUUAAACCCAGGUCUUGGGGAGUUGAUUGUUGUCCCUUUAUAUCCAAAAGAAAAAUGCCUCGUGUUCAAGCCAAAUGAAGACCCAGACAAAAGAAGCCAAGUUUACCAAAGAAAAGUGGUGCUAACCACCAGCGCCGGGGAGUCUCUGGUCCAGAGCAGCUCAGUGCGCUUCGUGAUUGACCUGGGGCUGGAGAGGAGGAAGGUGUACAGGCCUAGAAUCAGAGCCAGCUCCCUCGUCCUGCAGCCCAUCAGCCAGAACCAGGCCGACAUCCGCAAACAGAUCCUGGGCACGACUUCCUCAGGCAAACUGUUCCGCCUGUACUCCGAGGAGUUCCUGUGCAGGGACAUGAAGCCGCUGAAGGCCGCAGAGUUACAGGAGGCCAACCUGACGAGCCUGGUGCUCUUCCUGAAGAGGAUUGACAUCGCGGGCCUGGGCCACUGUGACUUCCUGAGCAGACCAGCUCCUGAAAGUCUGAUGCAGGCCUUAGAGGACCUGGACUACCUGGCGGCCCUCGACAACGACGGCAACCUUUCCGAAUUCGGCAUCAUCAUGUCCGAGUUCCCCCUGGAUCCGAAGCUGUCCAAGGCUAUUCUGGCGUCCUGCGAAUUCGACUGUGUCGACGAGCUGCUCACCAUCGCCGCCAUGGUCACAGCUCCGGACUGCUUCCUGCCCGUGCCGCGCACCGGAGCCCAGGAGGCCGCCUGGCAGAGGAGGACCAAACUUCUGCACCCGGAAGGCGACCACCUGACUCUGAUCAACGUCUACAAGGCUUACCAGGAAGCCAGCGAGAGCUGCGUGGAGAAAUGGUGCAGCGACCACUUCCUGAGCCACACAGCCCUGAGGAUGGCAGAGAGCAUCCGAGACGAGCUCCUGGACAUCAUGCGGAGGAUCGAGCUCCCCUACUCGGAGCCUGCUUUUGGCUCCGAGGAAAACACCCGCAACAUCAAGAAGGCUCUCGUGGCCGGUUACUUCAUGCAGAUCGCUCGCGACGUUGACGGAUCAGGAAACUACCUGAUGCUGACCCACAAGCAGGUGGCUCAGCUGCACCCCAUUUCGUGCUACUACACCAUGAAGCACUUCCCAGAGUGGGUGGUCUUCCACUCGUUCAACAUAUCCGAGAACAACUAUAUCCAGAUCAUCUCUGAAAUCUCCCCAGAGCUAUUUAUGGAGCUGGCACCGCAGUAUUUCUUCAGCAACCUGCCUCCGAGUGAAAGCAAGGACAUUCUGCAGCAAGUCAUCAACCACUUGGCACCCAUUUCCACAGCGAAGAAGGAACCGAAAAACAAAGAGAAGCUCUGCGAAGAGUGCCCUGAAGCUUCUGCUGAAGCAAGAUGUGUUAUCCAAUGACUUUUUUACCUUAAUUCUAUUCAGUACCCACUGAAACAGGAUGUGCAAUAAACGCCCCAAAGUUAAUCACUGUAACGGUUUGUCAACGCGAAAGAUGUGCCGAGAUUUCAGAGGCGGCACGAGGAAGCGCGAGGCCAAGAUCACUUUGUACAUCGUUAAAGCAACCAGAAUAAACAGUUGUUGCUGUUUUUAAAUUCCUAA